AUGGCGUCGCGACGGGCCUGUACCCGCCAGUUCUCAAGCACGCCUACCCCCCACCAUGGCCACCUCGACGAGCCGAAACCGGGAGAAGAGUCCGUACCAACCCAAUCCCCUCCACCCCCCCCCCCCCACUUCCCUACUAACGACCGCGCCACCAGACGCAAAAUAACCUUCAUCGACAAAGACUCGCAAUCCCACACCUUCACCGUCGCCGACGGCGCCAACCUGCUCGACAUCGCCCAAGCGCACGACCUCGAAAUGGAGGGCGCAUGCGGGGGGUCCUGCGCGUGUUCGACGUGCCACGUCAUCGUCGAGGACGAGGGCAUGUACGAGAAGAUGGAGGAGCCCGACGACGACGAGAACGACAUGUUGGAUCUGGCGUUUGGGCUGACGGAGACGAGUCGGCUGGGGUGUCAGGUUGUGAUGCGCAAGGAGUUGGAUGGAUUGGUGGUGAGGCUGCCGAGGAUAACGCGGAAUCUGCAGGCGAGUGAUUUUAAAUAG
Parastagonospora nodorum SN15 is the source of this 498-nucleotide messenger RNA. RefSeq lists its product as hypothetical. The record is from RefSeq and is a predicted model, not a curated record. Bases 1 to 498 code for a protein of 165 amino acids. NCBI's taxonomy places the organism in Eukaryota, Fungi, Ascomycota, Dothideomycetes, Pleosporales, Phaeosphaeriaceae. Gene Ontology annotation, cellular component: mitochondrion. The transcript is spliced from 2 exons. Gene Ontology annotation, biological process: P450-containing electron transport chain; positive regulation of oxidoreductase activity. Gene Ontology annotation, molecular function: 2 iron, 2 sulfur cluster binding.